Anguilla anguilla (European eel) is the source of this 2650-nucleotide messenger RNA. RefSeq names its product ras-related protein Rap-1b-like. Bases 257 to 892 code for a protein of 211 amino acids. The record is from RefSeq and is a predicted model, not a curated record. The transcript has a single exon. NCBI's taxonomy places the organism in Eukaryota, Metazoa, Chordata, Actinopteri, Anguilliformes, Anguillidae. Gene Ontology annotation, molecular function: GTPase activity; GTP binding.
UUUAGACAGGUAGUGGACUUUCGGGAAUAAAUGCCGAUAAUUUGACAAGUGAGCUAUUGAGGACUAGCGAAACGACUUGGAGCGCGAACCGUCCGUGAUUAAAACAUAUGCUACAAACUACUGCAACAAGGUGCACUGGAAUCGCCCACUCGUUUCUAAAUUUUAAAGGGCUGAAAAAAGUUUGAAACACGUAAACAGGAAUUUUUCUUUUAAUCUAGAUUUCCCGAUCUAAAAGCUAAACAACGCGCACGCAGAAAUGUCUCUGGCCGUGAAGGAAAGGACUGUAGUCCGUCUUGUGUUCUUUGGUGCCGCGGGGGUUGGCAAGACAGCGCUGAUUCAACGUUUUCUGCAGGACAGCUUUGACCACAAGUACAAGCCUACAGUUGAGGAGCUCCACAGUUUGGAAUAUGACGUCGACGGCGCCAAGAUCAGAAUCGAGAUCAUGGACACUAGCGGUAGCUAUUCUUUCCCGGCGAUGAAGAAGCUGUGCAUCCGCAACAGCGACGCGUUCGCCUUGGUCUACUCCAUAGACAAUUCCGAGUCGUUCGAGGAGGUGCAGAGGCUGCGCGAAGAAAUACUGGAUAUAAAAGAUGACGCGUUCGUCCCAAUCACCGUGGUGGGCAACAAAUUGGACCUUGAGAAUCAGCGUCAGGUGCCCAUCAAGGACAGCAUGUGCACCGUGGAGACAUACUGGAAUGCUAGCUUCCUGGAGGCUUCGGCCAAAGGCAGCGUGAAUGUGACUGAGGUGUUCAGAGAGCUCCUGCAACAGGUGAACCUGCUCAGCCGCUUGAGCCCCGCGCUGCGAAGGCGCAGAGAGACUAUUCCUAAAGAAAACGUCAGGCUACCCAAGAAGCCGCCCAUGAAGAAGGCCAAUAGCUGCUCUAUCUCCUAGAAUUCGGAGCCACUAGCCAUACAGGGAGAUCCACGCGUGACUCGUUAGCACGAAACGCGAGGGGAUUGCUGAAGCAGCUUAGGCUACAAACAGGAAUGCAGAAUCGAAGAACGCAGGCAGUAUGUGCACUGGACUGCAUGUCAUCACAAAAAGCUGCUUGACAGGAUUGAUGCUUACCGGUUAGGGUAGAGGUUCUCAAACUCUCUUCUGGGACCCCCUUUGUGUAUGAAGGUUUUAAACCUACCCAAUCUUUUGAUCAGUUAAGGUUGUUGACAACUGAAGUUUUAAGUGUUUCAUCCUACUUCCUUUAACAUAACACCGGUCAGGAUUGUUUGUCAUUGUCCAAAAAUUAAUUAGUCUCAGUGACCAAGUUUCCACACUUUCAGUAGAACCCCACUAAUUUCACCCUGCAGUCUAGAAUGUAAAUAAAAAGUUUCCAAAGGAAUCAUUUGGUAUCUAGUACAUUAUAGACAAUGAAAGCAUUACUUUCUGAUAAAAAGUGACAAGAAUGGCUGUUUCUAAAAUAGUGUGGCCUAUAAGAUGCCAAAUCAUCCGUCAUUAAGUUUUAAACGCAUCUACAAUGAAUAGGUUGUUGCAAUACAGGGGUUCCAGUCUUGGUUGGGAAGAAAACCAGCACACAGGGUCCCCAGGGCUGAAUUUGAGAAUGCUUGGGUUAGGGCAGGGUUACUCAACUCCAGGUCCUGUCUGCAGGUUAUUUUCUCCAACCAUGCACUACAAAUACUUGCAGACACUGGCUCACAGGCCCUGGAGCUGAGUAGCACUGAGUUAGGGUUACAGAUGACAAGGCAACAAAAGCGCUCUUUUUAAUUUCAACUCCAAAAAGUGUGCUUUCUGGUGUUAAAUGGUAGAGGUUUUCAUUUUAUUAAUAUGUAAUUUUUUAAGUUUAUCCAUUUUUAACCACACAUUCAGUGGCUUUAUUAUUUAGUUGUUUGGUUGUUGUUGUUGUUGUUGUUGUUGUCAUUGUUAUUAUUAUUAUUAUUAUUAUUGUUUUGUGAGGCUGCUAUGGUGAUUGAUGACAGAAAGGAAAGACAAAUGAAUUGCUUUGCUAAACAUAAGUAGAGUGAGGCUCCAUAAACUCCCUGUCAGUUACUGUCAUCAUGAACCAGUCAAAAUAUAAAUUUUGUAUUCCAUGGAAAAGCAUAGGUUUCAGUCAGUGAGCCUUCAAAGUGAAAUGUGUUUUUGGUUUCUUGAAGCCAAACUGUUAUGAUCAGAAAAUAAAGAUUUAGGUUGAUAAAUAAUCCCACAGUACCACUGUUUCAGUCAAUUUGUUGAACAGCCUGUAACUUUUUAUUUUAAACACUCAAAUAUCAACUGUUAUUUUGAAAAUUAUUUUUGUUUUGUUUAUCGGACUUUUUUUUUUUUUGCGUAUUUCAGUUCACAACAUAAUACAUGUUUCACAAUGAGCUAUACUGUGUAAAACAAACUACAAGAACAAAGUUCAAUACUGUUCAUUUACAAAUGUAUUUGAUCAAUUAAACAUACAUUUUCUGAUAUUAAGUAUUUGUGUGUUUUAUAUUUUCAGGAGUACUGCUGUGCUCUGGAUUAAGAUGGGACGUGGUUGAAAUAUGACAUCACAGUCGACUUGUACCAAAGCUACAGUUCGAGCAUUAACUAAAAUACUCUUUCAAUGACAUGGAAAAUCUCAAAUUAGCGAAGAUCACCUGUUGAAAAUUAGUCAAGGGAAUCUAAAAAUUCACAGUGUGCAGCACUUCUUUAUUUAUUUUAAAUUGAGCACAA